Nerophis lumbriciformis (worm pipefish) is the source of this 2477-nucleotide messenger RNA. RefSeq names its product transporter 1, ATP-binding cassette, sub-family B (MDR/TAP) (gene tap1). Gene Ontology annotation, cellular component: membrane. Gene Ontology annotation, molecular function: ATP binding; ATP hydrolysis activity; ABC-type oligopeptide transporter activity. The record is from RefSeq and is a predicted model, not a curated record. Gene Ontology annotation, biological process: transmembrane transport. NCBI's taxonomy places the organism in Eukaryota, Metazoa, Chordata, Actinopteri, Syngnathiformes, Syngnathidae.
UAGUGUCGCUAUAAACACAGGAUAUAGUCCGUGACGCGUCCCACAGUUUUCACUUUCAUUUUGACUACGUCGUCGGAGGUCAGAAGCUGCUUCUUAAAAUUUGUUCGUUUCUCUCGGGAUUUUUGUAUGUCAAUUUAAAACGACCACAACUGUUUGAACCCUAAACGCAAUAACUUUGACUUCGAAGAGAACUCGUGUCCCAUUCAGCGAGUACUACUGUAUUUACAGUGAUGCAGAAACUGUGCCACCUCCUCUUCCCUCUGCUCUUGCUGUGCGUGGACGCCUGCGUGGUGCGCGGCCUCCGCCUCCUGCAGCUCUCGGCGCCCCUCCCAUGUUCGGUGCUGGUCGCCAUGUGGGCAGGAGGGCUGACCAGGGCCAGCCUCCUCCUGCUUGUGUCCUGCGCUUCCUGUGGAGGAGGGCUCUCGUGGGCGAGCAGUCUGUUGGUGCUUUGCUUGCACUUCCCCGCGUACGUGGGCCUUCUCUCCGGGCUGGGGUGUUCCACCGAGGAGGAGGCGUGGGGAUGGCACUCCUGGGAGAGGUUGUUGCAGGGCUAUGUGGUGACGGCGGUGGCGUGGGUCUACUGGAGUCAAUACGCCUCUUCGCUGUGGACGUCCAAGUGCGCAACAGAGAAGCCUAAAGAGGACAUUGUGUCAUCUCUGAGAAGACUGACUGGAUUCAUGCAACCUUAUCUGGGCCGAUUUAUUAUCGUGCUGAUACUUGUGCUGUUCUCCGCCUAUGGAGAGAUGGCGGUCCCUCUGUACACGGGCCGCGUGACCGACUGGAUCACAAACCAUGAAUCGCCGGAUGCUUUCAACGAGGCCAUCAUGGCCAUGGGGAUAUUGACUGCUGCCAGCGCGCUGCAGGAGUUUAUCGGCGACCUGUUGUACACAUCCACAAUGCUCCGCAUCCACACAGCAGUGCAGGGCGGCAUCUUCCAAGCGGUGUUGAAACAGGACAUCGCCUUCUUUGACGCCACCACCACAGGAGAGCUGGUUUCCCACAUCAUCACUGACACCAACAACAUGAGCGAGGCGCUGAGUGAGAAACUCAGCCUGGUCAUGUGGUACACGGCCCGCUUCGCCUUCCUUCUGUAUUUCAUGGUGACGCAGUCGUGGAAGCUGACUCUGCUCUCCUGCAUGGGGCUGCCCAUUGUCUGGGUCAUACCCAAGUUCACCGGGGGCUUCAGUCAGACGUUGUCGGUGAAGGUUCAAGCGUCGCUUGCUAAAGCCAACCAGGUGGCCACAGAAAGCUUCUCCUGCAUCAAGACCGUGAAGAGUUUUGCCAAUGAGGACGGCGAGACGGAGCGCUACAGGCGGGCCAUGGAGGACACGUACAACUUGCAUAAAAAAGAGGCGGCCCUUUAUGGAGUUACUACAUCUGCCAACAUUUUGAGCACUUUGGCCAUGAAAGUGAGCAUUCUCUACUACGGAGGGAUGCUUGUGACCAGGGGGACGGUGAGCAGUGGAGAGCUGGUCUCAUUUGUUCUCUACGAACUGCAGUUUGCCUCUGCUGUGGAGGCCUUCAUGCAUUCUUACCCAGAGGUGAGGAAGGCUGUGGGCGCCUCUGAAAAGAUCUUCGAAUAUCUGGAUCGGAAACCUCGAGUACCCCCAGAGGGAACCUUAGUCUCGGACAACCUCAAUGGACACGUUGAGUUCAGGAAUGUUACUUUUGCCUACUCGGGCAACUCGGAUGACCUUAUUCUCAAGAACGUUUCCCUGGAAAUAAAACCCAAACGGAUCACGGCACUUGUGGGGCUCAACAGAUCGGGGAAGUCCACCUGUCUCAAACUGCUAGAGAGGUUUUACCAGCCCCAAAGCGGUGAGAUCCUGCUGGACGGGCUGCCGUUGCAAAGUUAUCAAGACAUUUAUCUUCGGCAGCAGAUCUCAGUGGUGAGCCAGGAAUGUACGUUGUUCCCUCGCCCUGUGUGGGAGAACAUCAAGUAUGGCUGCGACGCUAGCGACGAGGACAUGCACCGAGCCGCCCGCCUGGCCGGCAUCCACAGCUUCAUCACGGGGCUGUCGAAGGGCUACGACACAGAUGCUGGUGAGAAAGGAGCACAGUUCUCUGGAGGGCAGAAACAGCGUAUCGCCAUCGCCAGAGCUUUAAUUCGACGACCCAAGAUCUUGAUAUUGGACAACGCCACCAGCGACUUGGACACGGAAAACGAACAUCAGAUCCUCCAGACUUUGCUCAACCAAGGCAGCGAGUGCUCUGUGCUGCUCAUCUCCAACAAGAUGAGCGUCGCCAAGAAGGCCGACCACAUCGUGGUCCUCCAUGAAGGGAAGGUGGAGGCGGAGGGUUGCCAUGAUGAGCUGCUGCAAAGAUGCGGCCGUUAUGCGGAAUUGGUGACAAAGGAGGCGCACUGCAGUUGAGCCGAGCUGAUAUCGUUUGGGUUAAACAAACUUUUCGAUCAUUUUUAAAACAAAAAAUGGCAUUAUUGGCUUUAUAUUAACAAAAAGAUUAAAUGAUACAUUAAA